Helianthus annuus (common sunflower) is the source of this 1732-nucleotide messenger RNA. Its product is annotated as glutamate receptor 3.1. The record is from RefSeq and is a predicted model, not a curated record. Bases 117 to 1544 code for a protein of 475 amino acids. Gene Ontology annotation, molecular function: signaling receptor activity; ligand-gated monoatomic ion channel activity. Lineage: Eukaryota; Viridiplantae; Streptophyta; Magnoliopsida; Asterales; Asteraceae. Gene Ontology annotation, cellular component: plasma membrane. The transcript is spliced from 5 exons.
UAGGCCAGAAAGGCAAACGAAUCGCUAUAUAACUAACUACAAUAUGAAAUUAAAAAAAAAAAAAGAAAAACACAUUGUUCUGUGCGGUUGAUGAGUUCAGAAUAACCACAAACAAUAUGGAACACACAAAGCAUAUCGUUUCCUUUGUUAAAAUUGUUUGUAUGCUUUGUGCUGUUGAUGUUGUCACAUCCUCAAGAGUAACUACCUUGCAAGAUAUGUCAAGCCAUAAGAGACUAUCUUUCCAGGAGGAAUAUCAUGUUGGAGGCGGGGUAGAUGUAUGUGCAGACAUAAUAGGUCCAGAAUGGAAGAUAACCAAACAAGAAAAAGUAGAUUAUUUAUGCCCAGAAUUACUUGUCUGGGUGCCCAAAACAGGCUUUACUGAGUUGGUAAAAGUCAACCAAAAAUCACAACUUGAAGGUGGAUUCUCCAUAGCGAUAUUCUGCUAUGUAUUGCAUGUCUUACCUUUCAAUAUUCAGCCUAUCUUCAAACCUUUCGUUAAUGCAAACGGGGAAAGCAAUGGUACAUAUGAUGACCUUCUAAAGCAGAUUAGAAAUCAGCCCUCGGAGUCUUGUCAAGCAGUUGCUGGUGAUGUUACAGUGCGUGCUAGUCGAACACCAUUCUAUGAUUUUACAAUUCCCUAUCAGGGCGCUGAACUCUAUAUGCUUGUCCGUGCUACACAUGAAUGGAACCAAACCUUGUGGACUUUCUUGAAACCUUUUACCUGGAGAUUAUGGAUCGUGAUAGUCGGUGCAGGUAUUUAUAUUGGAUUUGCAGUUGCAUUUCUAGAAUACCGUGUUGGCAAUCCAAAAUUUAAAGUCCCAAUUCAUCAUAAAGUCGUAAUGAUCAUCUGGUUUCCAAUUUCGACAUUCUUCUUCUAUGAAGGGAAGAUACUUAACAAGAACUCUAAAGUUGUACUUAUCACGUGGCUAAGUAUGAUAUUCAUAAUAGUUCAGAUUUUCACAGCUACAUUGUCCUCAUGGUUGACAAUCGAUCAAUUGCGUCCAAAAUUGCCUUCAAGUUUUGAAAAUGCAGGAUAUCAAUAUGGUGGUUAUGUAGAUAAUUAUAUAACUCAAAAUUACAAUUGCUCUGGCAAGCAUCUCAAGGCUCUUAAAAGCAUUGAAGAAUAUAAAAAUGCUUUCUCCAAUGGUAGCAUAAGUGCUGUUUUUGAUGAGCUCCCUUAUAUCGACCUCUUUCUGGCUAAGUACGGCUCUGAUUAUAUGAAGGUCGGACCAUUAAACCAGCAGUCUGGACAUGCAUUUGCUUUCCCUCAUGACUCUCCUUUAGUAAACUACUUUACAAGGGCAGUAGUAAAUAUAACUGAAAGUGAGAUUAUGAAGGAAAUGAAGGAAAAAUAUUUUAGGUUUGAUGUUCCCAAUGGAUCACAAUCUAACCAAGCUCUUCCACAAAGUCUUGAUAUUCAUAGCUUUAUUGGAUUGUUCAUUUUCACAGGAAUAUUGACCAUAGUUGCAAUAAUCUUGUCUGAAAGUUCAAUCAGGAGUACGAGUAUAAAGAACAAAAUCCUUCCCAUAUCAACCGAGAAUUAGAUCUGUAUUUUGACUUCUUUAAGUUGAUUUGGCAUAGUGAUUAGAACAAACUAGUAUAUGACUGGUAAGAUGUCUUUCUAAGGUUAUGUAUGUAAGUCUAUAACUAUUAAUGUAAGAUGUUAAUUUUCUUUUUUUAUGUAUGAAAAAUUUAGUAUUUUAUAUAACUUCAUCUAUUGUUGAUGUGAAAU